AUGAGUUCAAAAGUCAAGUCUGAAAAGACAAAAGUGAAGUUUGCUCAGUCGAAUAUUAAUCAUGUUUACAAAGGAAAUACUACAGAACCUCAACAUAAACCAGCUGUGCGACAGUAUGGGAUGCAAGUUGUCGGAAAGCUGCAGGGAACGCGCCGAUUACCUCCACCAGCUUGGGUCCCCAGUAUCAAGGCUGAAACAGGCGGUCUGGACAGUCGAGUUUCUCUUGUUCCCGCGGGUGGGGGUGGGUGGGGCGCACCCUCAACUUCCAGUGCUGACCAGCCACCUGUAUCAUCCACGGCAACUGAUAGCCUUCCAAUUGUUUCUACCUUACCCUCCGUGAAUGGUGCACUUUAUAGUGAAACAGUCGGAAAUUCUCUUGAACCAGCUUAUACAAAGUUCGCUUAUGGUAACUCAGAUAUGGGGGUAACGGGUGUAUCAACACUGAAAGAUACUUCAGUCGGUGUGAACGGCUCUGUCAAGACAGAUAAAACUCAAGAGGCAGUAAAAGAUAAAGUAUCCAGUCAACCGCUGAAACCGCCGAGUGAUAAGCCAGGAUCUAGCGGAGGAUUGGCAGCUAACAAACCAUUCUUCCAAAGGCCAACUCCGGUUGUAACCACUUCUAGUACUACAACUACGACAUCUAAAUCUGAAAUUCCUACCAAGGUUGAUGGGGGCGCUCGCGAAAUAGUUGGGGAGCCUUCUGGCUGGGUUGCUAUUAGCCAAGAUGAACCUGACUUCGACGAACGCAUAAUUUUUAGUGAUGAUGAAGAGUAUGAAGUAAAAUCCAUCAGAUCGACCACAACGACAAGCAUAUCAGAACAACCUGCACAGUUUUCGAUCCCAGCUCCUAAUACUGUUAAGACCAGUUUGCAUGCUAUGCCUAUGAAACCAUUUGUCAACCCGUCGACUAAUUUACAAGGAGCUUGCCUCAUCCAGACACAAUCGACGGUAUCUCAAAAUAUGUACGGCUCUAAUUUGAUGACAUCGAACGCUUGGUCCGCUGCGGAUGUUUCAUACACUCGUAACUGUUCAGUUAGCCACCCUGGACCUCCACCAAUUAAUCUUCCUUACAGCAUUGCGUCGAUAAAUACAUGUGGGAUUACUUCUGAUGCUAACCGUUCAUUACCAAGUGGACAGUUUAUGAACCAUGUUACAUCUCCAGGCGUAAUAGAUUCGUUCUACUCUACACAUCCACUUCAAAGUCGUUUGGCGGUGUCGAUUGCCAGCGGCAUUACUGACUCUGUACGGUCAGCAACCGAUGUAGAUGCCGAAUUACAACAGGCACAGAGACAAGCACGAACCCAAGAAUUUAAAAAUGCAGUUGAAAGAGCUCAACAAGCAAGGGCACGACAAAAGCUUUCUGAAAGCUGUUCAGCUGAAAGUGAUAACAUGUUACCUAAGUCUGCUCUGGGUCUCUUGCCCAGCAUGUCAGAAAAUAGACCACUUCCAUCUAUUCCCACGCCUUUCACGACUACGGCAUGCCAAGCUGGUCCUAAUUGCUUGUUUCCAAUGGGGGACCAUUCAUCUGUUAAUCAUAUGCUUAGCGCUCCUCCUCAUAAUAUGCUUCCCGCGUUUCCAACAUCAGGACCUCUAGAUAUAACGGCCGCAAUUGCCGCUGCGACUGCUGCUGCCAUAGCGUACACAGGUGGAGCAGAUAGUGGGAUCCCAGAAAGAAGUAGGAUUGAAAUGCCUCUUAGUGUUUCCUCGAUUAUAUCUCAGACACAGGUGCCAAUGCCUGUUAGUUCAAACACAGUAACUGCUGGCACAUGGCAAGCUCAGUUUGGUUCAAACAAUUCAAUGCCUGCCGCUAUGGUCCGAUUGCUUUCUCAGCAGCCUCUUAUGGCACAGUUACUACAGAAUGCUCUUAAAAUGUCUGCUGGUAAUUCUCAAGUACCUAAAUCUGCUCAGAAUUCACAAGGUGUGUUUUUAAAUCCAGACUUCUCUGUUGAACGUUUCCUCGAGAUUUUCAAUCAGUCACAGAUGAAUUGGCCUCAAGGACCCCCUAUUAGUUCACCCAAGAAUACGAUCUCUUCAGAAUCGAAUGCUCAGGUCGCGAUAUCUACCCUGCGACAUGAUCAGUCUUCUACUAGUACUGUGGAUUCAUGUCUACGAAACCAGUUUGCAUCUACAACCCCAAUUUCAGGUAACCCUGACGAUACUGUUGGUUCACAAAACGUUAAAGAGUCGGAUGGAUCAAGCGAAAAAACUCAUCGAGUUCACAGGGUUUCACAAUCAUCCAGCAGAUCAGACGUCCCUGUAGUUACUACCAGCUCAACUGUAACAAGCAGUAAUUCUCCCAGUCAACGAACCACUCGUGUUCCUGGCUUAAUGGAUAUUAAAGUAUCAUGUGCAUCAUCUCAACACUUGGCCCAUCUCUGGGACAAAGAAGAUCACUUACUGGAUCCAGUAAGCCGUGGUUUUCGGGGUCGUGGAAAGAGCUUGAUGUCAUACAAGCCUCAAAGAGGAAGUGCUAAAGGUCGUGGAACCACUAAAAGCCAUCUUUACGAAGCUGUGACAAGUGACUUAAAAUCUAUCAAUCUUCGCGAACCAUGUGAUCCACAAUAUUCUGCAGAUGACUAUGAUGUAUCACAUCGUUCACACAGUGUUUCAAAAUCGUCGAAAUCCUGGCGUUCGAAACCGUCACGCAGCGUUGAUGAUUCAGUUAUAGAUGCCUAUAAUAUGAAUUCACGGGUCAAAUCUGGAUUGACUGAUGACGAACAUAUGAGAUACAGAAAGCAGGUUCGAAAUACAACAGACGAUAGUUGUUGGACGCGUACAGAUCUAAAUAAUAAUAGUUCACCUUCUGUGUUGUCUAGCGAAAGUGAGAGUAAUGAAUGCGGUGUCCUUAGUGAUGUCCAAGAAGGUGAUGGUACUGAAGAUGACAAGAGCUAUAACCGAUUACAUAACGAGUCUGGGAAAAAAAGAAAUCAGCACCUAAGUAAAUUCUCACAUCCGAAUCAAGUUGGAGUGUCUGAUAAUAAAGAUAAAAAUAAAAAUCUCAGUACAUCAUACAACAGACGAGGUCGACGUGGUCGUGUCGGGACAAAUAGUCAUUUUACAAGUUCCAGGAGUUAUACUACAGAUGAUUUCUCUUCAUAUUCGAAACGUUAUUCAAAAGGUUCGGAACAAGACUAUUAUUGGCGUCAACAUUAUGGUUCUGGGUCCAGAGGAGUUCGUACAGGUCAUUCUGCCGGAUUGAGCAUUGAUCAGCGCAAGAAUCAUAGUAACGAUGAUAUCCUUUACAGACCAUCUGAGCGUCAAUCCUCUCGAAGUAUUACUUCUGGCAGCUUUACUGGUAUAUCUGGAUAUUUUGGUGGUCGAAUGACUCGUUCAUACGCACAAUAUGAAUCAUCUCGUGAUCAGAACAAGGAUUUAGAUAGUCAAUAUUACGUCACAAAUGGUCGUCAGAUGAGACCACAAAAGAUGUAUUACACUCAUAAGGGGCAGUUUUCAAGUGCCAUCGAUUUUUCUCAUGAGUAUGUUGCCAGUGACAACGAUGAAAGCAAGUCUCAUGGUCGAUCAACUAAUUACGCUGAUAGUAAAGCGAAGGUUUAUGCUGUCAGUGGACGUUUCCACAAAACAUACAGAAAAAAUCCAGCAAACACUACCACAAAGUCUGAGUUAAACCCUCAGCCACAUAUUGAUACUGAACAGGUAACUAAGCUGACACUGGAUAGUACUAAUAAUCGGACAGAAGGUAUAGAUGAUCCUGAAGUUCCCACCGUUCGUGUCCCCGCUUCAGAUUCAGUUAUUAUGAACUCCCAGUACUCUAAAACGCGUACUAAUCGUUUUGCCACCCACCCAUCCAAACGCAUAAGUAAUCGUGCUGGUCAGAAUCACCAAUCAAAGCGUCUUAACGGCUCUGUUAUUCAUACCACUCGUCGCUAUCGAGAAAUGCGGGAUCGAUACAAUGAUGAAAAAGAUGGUGAUGGAGGUGCUGCUGCUGGCGGUGUGGGUCGGUCUGGAACAUCUAGUGGCGUAUCUGCUUCUAUUAUUUUUAAGACUGGAACUGGUGGAAAUAGUAAUUCUCGUGGUGGCAAUCAAUGUAGUGGUAAUGGUGGUCAUACUGAUUCUGCUGUCGAUUUUGUUGAUCAAGGAAAGCAAAGCAACAAUAGUGAAGUUGUUUCAAACAAUGCUAACGAUCCGCUUGAUGAAAAUAAUGUGAACUCACGGUCUCUUUUGCGUCGGCGGCAAGCGAUUGGUACCAGUUCAAGAUCUAUUGCUGGUGGGAUUGCUUUACAAGCAGAAUGCUCUAAAGUCUCUUCUUCCCCAUCAGUUAUUGGUGGAACUGUCCAGAAAAAUGAAAAGUCUCACAUAUCAGGUGGAAGUUCCACAAACCAACAUAGUGCGUACCGUAGUACCACACGUGCCCCUCGAUGUGGAACCACUUUUUACCACAAAAGAAAUGAUAUAUCCUUAAUUCCGCCUUUAAUGUCUAUUAAACCUCAUGCCUCAUUUCCAGAAAAUUCUUACGAUUUGGAUUCCUUGUCUACAUGGACUAAUCGUACAGAGCGAAAAAGUGACACAGUUUUCAAGGAUGAUUCUGAUAAGUUCUCGCAAUCAGGCAGAGAGUUCGACGAGUUAAAUCAAGACACCUUUGAAGAAGAUACUCCACAUGGGGAUGGUUUUACAAAAGUUGUCUCGAAAUCUAGCAAGUAUUUUGCUCGUCGACGAAUGCAGCAAGAAGUUACAGUUUCCGGUGACUUGAGCACAAAGAAGUCAAAUUCUUUUUCUAGAAAUGUUAAUGUAACCCAAGUAUAUUCCAGGGACGGUUCAACUUUAACUACCACUCUUUCACAAAACUAUGUAAAUGCAAAUGACCAUAAAAGUCAAUCAAGUGGACUGUUGAGAAGUUUGUCGGGUAAAAAGAAGUGUCUCCCAACUAAAGUAAGUUUUAUGGGUCCACCAUUAUGUUUAGACGCAACUUCAUCACUAUGUACUGUUACAACUUCCAUUUUGUCUGGCCAAGCUAACCAACCAGUUCCUUGCAGCAGCAGCAGCAGUUUAUCAUCAACACCUACAUCAUCUGUGCUGCAGAAGAUUUCUUUCUCAACUACUCGUACUUGGUCAAAAGUUGUUGGGACAAAGUUUGCAAAAGCCCCUCUUGAAAAUUAUGGUGAAUCCACAAAAACAUCGUCAGUUUUACUCAAUUCAAAUUCAGUUUGGAAAUCAGAACAUUCAAAUCACGUAAUUACUGAGGAAUCUAAUGAAGAUAAAAAGUUAUUAGACAACACAGUCACUACAACAACCAGUAACACGGAUUCAGUGGUAAAAUCCUCUUAUAAUUCCAUGCAAUCGCUAUGGUCGAUCGGUGAUAGCAUACCUCAAGCUAACAAAAAUCAUUCAACUAAUAGUACUUUGCUGUUGGCUAGUAGUACAGUUCAGGGUACAGUUGCUCCUUCUGCUGGUCCGCUAUGUACUGUUAGUCCUUCGACUACAUUCUCAUCUCAAAUUUCUAAUAACAUUUGCAAGGUCAAACCUCAACAACAACAGCUUCUUCAGGUUACUUCCAUCUCACCUCUUGUUUCAACUUCCAUGCAUUUGAAUCUUCUUAGCCCAUCUAAUAAUAAUAUUAUUGAAAAUAUCUCCACCGCAGAUUUGAUAACAGAAACAGAAAGAUCUGACUUCGAAUGUUGUGGUGACAUUGGACGCUCUAAUGCCCUUUUAAGACCACAUACCUCAGAUAACCUUCAAAAUUUAACAACUUUAUCCAGUAAUUCUUUUCAGUCUUGGUCUUCCUCAAAUGCUCUAUAUACACCAUUCUCUUUAUCAAAUGUUCCUCUAAAUCGUCAUGAAAGCAACAUGUUUUCCGGUAACGUUUGGCCUACGGCUGAUCAAGGUAUGGAUAUAAAUAUUAAUUGCAUGACAGGUUCGUAUAAUACUAAUUCUAACCAACCACACUUUCAAAAUCAAUUGAGUUCUAAUAUUCUUUCAAAUGUUUUAACUCACAAUAAUACCGUCCCGUCAUUGGAUAGUAUGACUAAGCAAUCGAAUAUUUCUAUCACACCUAGGCAACAGCACAUGCAGUCAUAUCAAAACUCUAUAUUAACACCCGCAGAGAGAGUAAAUAUAUAUUCCAGUGGUCCAUAUGGAAACAACUCUGCAGAAUUAGGAAAACUAUCAAACAACAUAUGUGUUCCGUCUCAACAAAUGACUUUUGUAUCUGCAGCGCCUUCAUUAUAUGUCCAUCCACAGUCAACUGCAAUUCAGCCCGCACCUUCUCGUUCUUUUCACCAUUCCUUAUCAAUCCCGAUUCAAUCACAAGCUCGGAAAUGCAGACAACAGAUACCACAUCAAAUGGAUCCAUCCACAUUUACUACUGGAUAUACGAGUUUUCCCACGGACGUAAAAAAUGAAUACAAUUUCCCUCCAUCUAUUGCUGGUUGUAUUCCACCUCCUCCUUCUGUUGGCUUGUAUUCAGCCAUUCAGCAGUCUAGUUACCCACAGAAUUCAGGACGACAUGCAAUCGGAUUUCCGACGACUGUAAAUUCGUAUUCUCUUCUUGGAAACCCUUCUGCUACUUCUAAUCUUCAAACCGCUGGACAACCAUUUGCCCCAGCGAUCGGACCAGCUGCAGGAAACGGUGGAGGUUUAUUACCUCAUCCUGUUCCUCAGGGUGGUUACAACAAUACACCUUGUCAUUUCCCGACACCUAUUACUUCAAAUUCUGUCUCAAAUUAUGCCAAUGCUUCUAACUAUGUAGGUGUGAUUGGAGGAGGACGGCCGAAUACUGACCAUACAAAUGCUAGUGUUCGACAAAGAGGUUUACAGCAUCACAAUUUAUUCCCCCAUCCAAACCUCCCACAGUCACCUUCGGCGCAAGGACAACAGUCCUUUCAGUUGCCCUCCAGUUUUUAUCCGUCGAUCUCACCAUCGCAUCAACGCGUAUCACUUCAGCAAUUUGGAGGUACAUCUCGUGCAGCAAUCACUGGACCGAUUAAUCCACAAAAUGGACUUUAUGGUCCAACAUUUGGCGGGGCUUCUCAUCCACCAAAUCAAGCCACUCCACCUCCUAUCGGACAUCAGUUGAAUCCUAUAGGUUUUUAUAGUAAUCCGUUCCAAUAUCCAUCUCGUCCAGACGGACUUCACUGA
Molecule: messenger RNA, 7092 nt
Organism: Schistosoma spindalis
Lineage: Eukaryota; Metazoa; Platyhelminthes; Trematoda; Strigeidida; Schistosomatidae
Source: the annotation of a GenBank genome assembly